Eremomyces bilateralis CBS 781.70 is the source of this 1777-nucleotide messenger RNA. RefSeq lists its product as uncharacterized. Gene Ontology annotation, biological process: protein N-linked glycosylation. Bases 310 to 1461 code for a protein of 383 amino acids. Gene Ontology annotation, molecular function: alpha-1,6-mannosyltransferase activity. Gene Ontology annotation, cellular component: mannan polymerase complex. The transcript is spliced from 2 exons. The record is from RefSeq and is a predicted model, not a curated record. NCBI's taxonomy places the organism in Eukaryota, Fungi, Ascomycota, Dothideomycetes, Eremomycetales, Eremomycetaceae.
CUACCUCAGCCCGCCUUGAAUUCGCCGCAAACGACCAUCUCGUUGGCUGUCAUCGACUGUGCCGCGCCUUCGGACGACUCGGUGAACCAAAAGUGGUUUUUUUCGCGGGUUCUUUCGUGGAUUGAUUCAUCAUCCGCGUCGGGUCCAGCACUCCGCACGGAAUCAACUUUCUAUGGUUGGGGUGUUGAUAUUUCCAGAGAUCUUCGCUGCUUCACGAUAGUCUACCUAGACAUAUCCCCCAUCCCUUCUUUGACUCCUCCGAAUCCUCAAUCACCGUAGUCAACCUGCUUCGAUAGCUCCGUAGCCACGAUGUUAACCUUUCGGAGAGCGCUGAUCAUCGCGGCGGCGGUCCUCACCCUUUUCUACCUCCUCCGGAAUACCCAGGCCGAAAAGCAAAUCCAGACCGCAGAUAUGCUUCCAAAACCCGGACCAGUUAUCCCGCUGCAAAACAACGAUAAUCCAUCCCCCGACACGGCCGAACAACACACCCUCUCAACAAACUCACCGAAAGGCCAGAAGGACCCUUCUCGACGACACCGAAAACCGCAAACCCAAAUCUCACUUCAAGACCUGAGGGUUAAGCCUCUCAAGGAGCAACUCGCAUACAACUUCCCCUAUGACCCCGAGUCGAAGUUCCCGGCAUAUAUCUGGCAGACAUGGAAGUACACGCCGGCCUCGGGCAAGUUUGAUCCUACAUUCCGGGAACCAGAGGCGUCGUGGACCUUGCUACAUCCUCGCUUCGUUCAUGAAGUCAUCACCGAUUCAGUUGCGGUGCAACUGAUCAAGCAUCUCUAUUCUGCCACGCCCGAAGUGGUCGAAGCGUAUAAAGCCCUCCCUUUCCCGGUGCUCAAAGCCGACUUUUUCCGGUACUUGAUCUUGCUGGCGCGGGGGGGAAUCUAUUCGGACAUCGAUACGCAGGCGCUCCAGUCCGCUACCGAAUGGGUGCCACCGGAUGUUCCCCGUUCAAGUUACGGCAUGGUCAUCGGGAUUGAAGCGGAUCCCGAUCGCCCGGAUUGGGCGGACUGGUACUCGCGAAGAAUUCAAUUCUGCCAGUGGACCAUCCAAGCCAAACCGGGCCAUCCCAUCCUCCGAGCCAUUGUGACCAACAUCACCGAGGAGACCCUCAAGCGAAAAGAUCAGGGGACCCUUCCUAAGGACCAUGAGUCGGUGGUCGAAUACACCGGACCGGCUAUUUGGACCGACAUCAUCUUCAAGUUCUUCAACGAUCCGGAGUACUUUGACAUGAAUAGCGGCAAUGGGAACAUUACCUGGCGUCAAUUUACCGGCAUCACGAGCGCGAAGAAGGUCGGCGACGUGGUUGUUCUACCGAUCACCAGCUUCAGCCCUGGCGUGAAGACGAUGGGCGCGGGAGAAGACGACGACCCAAUGGCGUUUGUUAAGCACAACUUUGAAGGGACAUGGAAGCCGGCGAACUUGCGGCAUAUUGGCGAAACAUAUUGAACGGGUCAUUUGAAGCCACCCGAUCGUAUCUUGCACAAGGAGGCAUUGCGGAUUUAUCCCUGCUUUCAUGAUGUCUACGACUCUGGCUCUACUCGAUACCCAUAUCUCUCGAUGGCUUCUUUUUAGCCUUCUUCCUCCACAGCAACCAACUUCUAACUUGAGUAUCCGUUCAGUGGAGUGAACCUAAAUAGAUGGAGACGGCGUACCACUGAGCGUUCUUCGAAUAUCGAAAAUGACGAUUCAUGAGACCAUCGGCAGCGAAUCCGGUGGACCAAAUAGAGGGAUCUUUUUCCGGUGUUGGUAUGUUCCUUGAUAU